AUUACACAAUGGCUGUGCCCUUUUAUUUGCCGGAGGGUGGUGCCGAUGAUACGGUCUCAUCUGGUGGCAACACCUCCUCAGAUGGCACCAACAGUGCUGCUAGUUCAUUGCAAGCUUCACCAAAUACCACCUCAUCAGCGACACAGACCCCAAUGCAAAGUCCUUUGGUGCCGGGAAUGGUAAUGGCACUGUACGAAGCAUUGUAUCGUUAUUCGGUUAACAGUGGUGCUCCCGUUUUCCAAUAUCCCACACCACCCAGUCCCUCCUGCUCUGUACACAGUCCGAAUUACACGGGCGGUGAUGUUUUCUUUCCACGCAGCCGCAGCACCCCACGUACACCCCGCACAAGUGUUAGCUUUGCUGCCGGCGAUGAAGUGAAUUUUUUCCAUCAGUCAGCACCGACAUGUUCAAGUUCGGCCCAAACAUCACAGGCACCACAGUCAGCACCGCCUGUGCCACAAAGUAGUAGUCAUCAAUAUCUGCCACCGCAUCAUCCGCAUUAUCCUCAUUAUCCACAUUUUGGCUAUCAUCAAUAUGGACCGGGUUAUGUUCAAUAUACGCCACCGCCCACACCCACCACAGCUAAUGCCACGACGUCAACAGCGGCGGCCGGUUUGUCAGUUAGUUCAGGACCCAGUGGUGCUCACCGAAGUUUACAUCGAAGUCUUUCGGAUACAGCCAGACGAUCACGUUUGACCUCAACGGGCGAAGAUGAACGUGAAUAUCAAAGUGAACAUGAAACGAGUUGGGAUGAAUUCGAUGAUCGUUAUGAUAAUUUUACGGCUGGCCGUGAACGAUUACAGGAAUUCAAUGGCCGAAUACCGCCACGUAAGAAGAAAAAGGAUGUGCCAAAACCGAAACCGGAAAAGAAGGAACAAAGCUUUACAUGGCCCGCAGUUGUUACGGUCUUUGUAUUUGCCAUGGGUUGUGGUUUUCUUGUGGCCCGAUGAGUUUUGGCCUAUGAAUAG
This is a messenger RNA of Musca vetustissima, 968 nucleotides long. It is a transcript of the gene hid, whose product is annotated as cell death protein hid. The record is from RefSeq and is a predicted model, not a curated record. NCBI's taxonomy places the organism in Eukaryota, Metazoa, Arthropoda, Insecta, Diptera, Muscidae. The transcript has 4 exons. The coding region runs from base 9 to 950 and encodes 313 amino acids.